AUGUCUUUUGAUUUAGAGAGUAAUAGUAGUGGUGGUAGUACAAUUGGUAGGAACUCAUCAAUUAGAUUAAGUAGUGGAUUAGCACCAUCAGAAAGUACUGUAUCAUUAAAUGAAAUCAUAGAUUUAGAUAGAGAGUUUGAAUUACUCUUGGAUAAAUUAGCAAUUGAAGAUCCAAUAAAGAGAAAACAAAUGCAAAGUUUACCAGAUAUAUCAAAACGUACAUUAUUAGAACAAAACAAAGCGGAUAUCUACAGAACAGUUAAACACAAAGGACCAAUUGAAUCAUUUGCAGAUGUUAAAUCAGUAAUCAGUUCAAUCAAUACUAAACAUGUUCCAAUUGAUAUCAUUAAAACAUUACGUAUUCAUUUAAACACUGCAGAUAGAGAUUGGAUUCAAUCAUUUUUAGAUAACGAUGGUGUUCAACCAAUUUUAAAUAUUUUAAAGAGACUCGAAAGAAAUAAAAACCGAAAAAGAAAAGAGCAUUCAAUUUUACAAUGGGAAUGUACAAGAUGUAUUGCAGCAUUAAUGAAAAUUAAAAUUGGUAUGGAAUAUAUUGCAUCAUUUCCUCAAACUACAAAUCUUAUGGUAUUAUGUUUGGAUACCCCAUUAAUUAAAGCUAAAACUUUGGUUUUAGAACUUUUAGCAGCAAUUGCAGUUACUGAUAGAGGUCAUGGCGCCGUUUUAACUUCAAUGAUUUAUCAUAAAGAAGUUAAAAAAGAAAUAACUAGAUAUUUUAAUUUAGUACAAUCAUUAAAAAUAGAGAAAAAUGCUGAAUAUUUAACAACUUGUAUGUCAUUUAUCAAUUGUAUUAUUUCAUCACCAAGUGAUUUACCAUCACGUAUUGAAAUUAGAAAAGCAUUUUUAAAUUUAAAGAUUUUAAAAUAUAUUGAAAAUUUAAGAGCAGAUUAUAAUGAAGAUAAAAAUUUAUUAACACAAUUAGAUGUGUUUGAAGAAGAGUUAUCAACAGAUGAACAAUUAAAUUCACAACAAGGUACACAAAUUGGUAUUGAAGAUUUAUUUUCACAAAUUUCAUCGCGUGUAACUGGUACACCAUCACAACAAGAAUUGAUAACAUUGAUGACUCAUUUCCAACGUAUGAGUUCAUCAAAUUUAGGUUUAGGUGUUUGGACACUCUAUAAUGCAUUAGCAAAUCAAUUGGAAGAUGAAUUGAAAAUUCAUCCAGAUUUAGAUGUUACCUUGGUGUCAUUGUUAUUCCCUGAAGUAAAGAAAUCAAGUAGUGGUCUUUUUGGAUUUGGUUCUAAAUCCAAAUCACCAUCAUCCUCACCAGCAUUAUCUUCAAUGGCAAAGACUGAACUUAAAAAAGAUAAUGAAGAGAAACAAAAAACAAUUGAACAUUUACUUAAACAAUUGAAUAAAUUCUCUGGUGGUCAAAAUACUGAAAGAUGGAUGAUUGAAAGAGAAGAAAAGAAUAAAUUAAUCGCUCAAUUAAUGGCACAAACAAAGAAUGGUGGUGGUGGAGGAGGCGGCGGCGUUGGUGGUGAUUCAAGCUUAUCUAAUGACGAAGCAUUAAAGAGAGAGAAUCAAUUAUUAAGAAUGGAAAUUGAAAAUAUAAAGAAUAAUCCAUCAGUUUUAUUGAAUAGUGGUAAUAGUAUUAAUGGUGAUGUUCCAAAUCUUUUCAUUAGUUCACCUGGUUCAACACUUUCACCAAGUCCAUCUGGUGAACCACCAAUACCAUCAACUGAUUUUGGUAUUACAUCAUCAUCAAUUCAUACUAGCACUGAUAAAUUAACAAAUUCAACUGAACCAAUUUUAGGUUCACCACCUCCACCACCACCACCACCAAUGUCAGGAGGAGGAGGACCACCACCACCACCACCUCCACCUGGUGGAAAGAGUAAUAAACCUGCUAAACCAAUUAUUAAACCAUCAGUUAAGAUGAGAAAUUUCAAUUGGAUUACAAUUCCAGCACUUAAAGUUCAAGGUACAUUUUGGGAUAAAUUGGAUGAAACAUCAUUCAUUCAAUCAUUGGAUAAGGUGGAAUUAGAGAGUUUAUUUAGUGCCAAAGCACCAACAGUAAAGGUAGAAAGUAAACAAUUAACAAGAAAAGUGGUUGUUACAGUUAUCGAUAUGAAGAAAGCAAAUAAUUGUGCCAUUAUGUUACAACAUUUCAAGAUACCAAAUGAACAAUUGAAAAAGAUGCAAAUUAUGCUCGAUGAAAAACAUUUCUCCCAAGAGAAUGCUAUCUACCUCUUACAAUUUGCACCAACCAAAGAGGAUAUCGAGGCUAUUAAAGAGUAUCAAGGUGACCAAAUGCAAUUGGGCGCCGCCGAGCAAUAUAUGCUCACAGUUAUGGAUAUUCCAAAACUUGAUUCACGUUUAAAAGCAUUCAUUUUCAAACAAAAAUUCGAAGGUCUCGUCGAAGAUUUAGUACCUGAUAUCAAAGCAAUCAAAGCAGCCUCAUUGGAAUUGAAAAAGAGUAAGAGAUUAAGUGACAUUUUGAAAUUCAUCUUAGCAAUUGGUAAUUAUGUCAAUGGUUCAACCACUCGUGGUGGUGCAUUUGGUUUCAAGGUGUUGGAAACUUUACCAAAGAUGAGAGAUGCUCGUAGUAACGAUAACAAACUUUCACUCUUACAUUUCUUGGCUAAAACUCUUCAAGAUCGUAUUCCAGAGAUUUGGAAUAUUGGUGCAGAGUUACCACAUAUCGAACAUGCUUCAGAGGUAAGUUUAAAUAAUAUCAUCAGUGAUAGUAGUGAAAUUAAACGUUCCAUCGAUUUGAUUGAACGUGAUUUCGUACCAAUGAUCAAUGAUCCAUUGUUUGCUCAUGAUAAACAUUGGAUUCACAAAAUCACCGAGUUCCAAAAGAUCGCCAAAGUACAAUAUCAAAGAAUUGAAAAGGAAAUCGAUGAAAUGAAUAAAGCUUUCGAAGAAAUCACCUCUUACUUUGGUGAACCAAAAUCAACUCAACCCGAUGUUUUCUUUUCGACAAUUAAUAACUUUUUAGAAGACCUUGAAAAAGCCUACGGUGAAUAUCAAGCUAUGAUUAGAAAGGCUGAAUUGGAAAAUUCAAAAAUGGAAGAUCCAGAAAAAGGUGGUCUUCAAGAUCUUUCCUCUCAAAUUAGAUCUGGUCAAUUAUUCAAAGAUAGAAGAGUUGGUGAUUCUGUCAUUGCUCAAAUGCAAAAUGUUGAUAGUUUAAGAAAAAAUUUAAAAUCAACUUCAACCACAACUCCAAAUACUCCACCAACUAUUAAAAUUGAAUUACCUUCUCAAUCAAUUUUAAAACCAUCAGGCCAAUUAAAAAAAUAA
Messenger RNA from Dictyostelium discoideum AX4, 3264 nucleotides. RefSeq names its product actin binding protein (gene forH). Gene Ontology annotation, biological process: actin cytoskeleton organization; actin nucleation. NCBI's taxonomy places the organism in Eukaryota, Evosea, Eumycetozoa, Dictyosteliales, Dictyosteliaceae. Gene Ontology annotation, molecular function: actin binding; small GTPase binding. The transcript has 4 exons. The record is from RefSeq and is a predicted model, not a curated record. Gene Ontology annotation, cellular component: cell cortex; cytoskeleton. Bases 1 to 3264 code for a protein of 1087 amino acids.